This is a messenger RNA of Cantharellus anzutake, 1626 nucleotides long. RefSeq lists its product as uncharacterized. The transcript has 5 exons. The coding region runs from base 1 to 1626 and encodes 541 amino acids. The record is from RefSeq and is a predicted model, not a curated record. Lineage: Eukaryota; Fungi; Basidiomycota; Agaricomycetes; Cantharellales; Hydnaceae.
AUGCCCAGCGGAAACACUGACAUGAGCCACAAUCCGAACACUAUGAACCUCCCAUAUCUCUCACCAAGGCCAGCUGAACUUAGGCGUUUAGUUCUCUCCUAUCUGUGUCAACAAUGUCAUGCAAAUACAGCCAGGGCGUUUAUGAGAGAUUUCCGACGCUUUGCGUGUGAUGAUCCUGAUGGAUCGAACUCGACCAGCGAUGGGAUGGAGUUCGGGUAUGGGAAACGUCCGGUGGACCGGGACCUGAAGACUGGGAAUGUUUUGCCUCACCCUGAAGUCUCCCGGGCUUCUCCCCCUCCCACUCGGCCCUCCCAUCCUCAUUCUAUACAAUCGAUUGACGAUGUAGCGUCUGCUCCCACCGAAGAAACCCAGACUGUAGACAUGGACACUAUUGCCAUUCCAACGUCUGACAUCCGCACUACCUUGGAAAAUUUGUCCGAAGCUCCGAGACUAAAGGAACAAGAUAUCGACGAAGUAAUGACCCCGCCACCAGGGGAAGGAGAAAAUGCACUCCAGACUCGCUCAAUUGAACAAGUUCUUUCUCGAGACCUCCCGGAGGACAGCAUCCCUGCGAGUGACGAACCCCUGGCGUCAGACUCUAUCAAGGCAGAUUCAAAAUCUGGAAAUUCAGCCGAUAUCCCAGCCGGGCAAUCAACAGAGUCCUUUCCGAUCUCCGUUGAGGUCGAAAAGGUGCGAAGGGACGACGAGGCUGAUCUAACUGAAGUCGAGUUGAGAAAAGAAAUCCGAAAAUGCAUUCUCCAGGGUCAUAUUGCCGAAGCCACAGAGCUCCUCAACGCACACUUCCCAACUGUCUUGAACGAAUCCGAACCUCAACCAAAACUCGAAUUGAAUAUAUCAUCUUCUCCUCUCACUCACACUAGCCUAACGGCUCGCUCCCCCUCUGGACCCCCUUCGAUGGCUCGCCCUUCAUCUCCUACACUCAAUUCAGCACCUUUUAUUUUCCCCCACUCCCUAGAGCCUUCCCACCUCGCAUUGAACCUUCGCAUUCAAGGUUUCAUCGAAGAUGUUCGUACGAGGAGGCUGAACCCGCCUCCGCCUGUUCCUGCACGUAUGAGCUUGUCCACUCCUUCCACCCCCGCAUAUAAUCCCUUUAAUCCCCCUAUAUUCUCACACGUUGCUUCGUCCCAUCGUGAGCGAGACAACCAGCCUGCCGUGUUACGAAGCGCCCGAGAUCUAUUGCAAAUGGCACAAAAUUUGAGGAACGCCACGGACCGAGCAGUAUAUUUGAAAGAGCUCGACAACGUUUGGGCACUGAUGGCAUAUCCUGAACCUGAGGCAACAGGCUUGAUGCAGGUUUUGAAGUACAUGCACUACGAUAGGCGAGUAGCACUUGCGGAUCAAAUCAACAGUGCCGCCUUCCUGAGAUCCGGGCAGAAACCUCGAACUACCAUUGAGCACUACGUUCGAUCUGCCGGCACUGUGUGGGGUUGGAUGAAUGAGAACGACGUACGAAUUCCCAGCGACCCAUCAAAGUAUCCGCCUGGCGUAAGUCCACCACCCUCGCGUCCUCCUACUCUCAAGUUCCCUCCUUCCACUUCUGGCCCGAACCGGGAUACGGUAAUUGCUCCUCUGUUUGAAUUCCAAAGGUUCUUGGCCACCAAAUAG